Molecule: messenger RNA, 1233 nt
Organism: Panicum hallii
Lineage: Eukaryota; Viridiplantae; Streptophyta; Magnoliopsida; Poales; Poaceae
Exons: 8
Coding region: 3-1073 (356 amino acids)
Source: RefSeq, a predicted model, not a curated record
CCAUGCUGUCAACGAAACGCUCCGCGAGCCGUCACGCUCUCGCAUUCGCAUCCAUCCCCAUCCCCAUUAUCCAACGGCCACCCAUGACCACCGCCACCCUCGCCGCUCCUCCUUUCCUCCCCCGCUCGCCGCCGGCGCGGGCGCCGAGGAUGAGGAGGAGGGCAGCGAGGCCCUUCCUCCGCGCCGCGUGCGCCUACGCGCUCCAGGAGGGCCAGUCCCGCCGCUUCCACCGCCUGCCGUGCGGCCUCGACCUCGAGGUCAUCGCGCAGCCCCCGCCGGCGCCGGGGGGGCGCCGCCCGCCGCUGGUGUUCGUGCACGGGAGCUUCCACGCGGCCUGGUGCUGGGCGGAGCACUGGCUGCCCUACUUCUCGCGGGCCGGGUUCCCCUGCUACGCCCUCAGCCUCCGCGCGCAGGGUGAAAGUAGUGUUCCACAGGAGGCAGUGGCGGGCACACUUGAGACGCAUACUGGCGAUAUUGCUGAUUUCAUCCAGAAGGAGAUCCCCUCGCCACCUGUACUAAUUGGACAUUCAUUUGGAGGCUUGAUUGUGCAGCAAUAUAUAUCAUGCUUGCAAGGUUCAGAAUCUCAUCCAAAGCUUGCUGGUGCAGUCCUUGUAUGUUCUGUGCCUCCCUCAGGAAAUAGUGGGUUGGUAUGGCGUUACCUAUUGACUAAACCUGUUGCUGCUUUCAAGGUGACUCUCAGCUUGGCUGCAAAAGCAUAUGCAAAUUCAUUAUCCCUCUGUAAGGAAACAUUUUUUUCACCACAAAUGGAUGAUGAACUUGUGUUAAGGUACCAAGCACUAAUGAAGGAGAGCUCAAAAUUGCCAAUGUUUGACUUAAGGAAGCUAAAUGCAGCACUGCCUGUACCUUCUGUACCAGAUAAUACAACAGAAGUUCUUGUCAUGGGUGCAAACAAUGAUUUUAUUGUUGAUUCUGAAGGGCUCUCAGAAACUUCGAGAUUUUACGGAGUGCAACCAGUAUGCGUGGAAGGUGUAGCUCACGAUAUGAUGCUAGAUUGCUCAUGGGAGAAAGGAGCUGAAAUAAUCUUGACGUGGUUAGAGAAAAUGACACCGUGAUUGUUGGAUGGGUUCAACCUUCGACAUUUUAGUAGCCAUGAUUCUUAUUGUUCUUUUUUUGUUGGACAUCUGUUGGUAGGGAGUUUCUAGUUAGUGCUCGGAUAUUGCUUCCAGUAUCGUUGUUCAAUUGGAAUAAAGUUUGUCAUUUCAUUGUUAGCUA